AUGAUAGCAAGCUACGAUCAGGUCCAUGAGGAACGUGUUGGAGACAACGACUUUGUCUUCAUAACCAAUAACGGCGACAGUCAGUAUCAGGGCAAGAGUUCAACCCUCCUCCUCAGAGGAGCCUCCGAUUUUGUCUUGGAUGAGGCGGAGCGAAGCGUUCAUGAUGCUCUCUGUGCCACAUCCCGAGCGUUGGAGUCCGGGAGUGUUGUCGGAGGUGGUGGGUGCGUUGAGGCUGCUCUAUCACUCCAUCUUGAGGAGUUCGCUACCUCCCAUCGUGGAAGGGAACAGGUGGCCAUUCUAGCUUUCGCUGAGGCAUUGAUGAUUAUCCCCAAGACCUUGGCCCUCAACGCCGCCCUUCCUGAUGUACCCGCCCUUGUCGCUGAACUACGUGUUGCUCAUACUCGUGGUAACGCGACGGCCGGUCUCGAUCUCAGUAAAGGAGAGGUCACUUUUUCCUCAGGGAAAUCUCGACCCUAG
Perkinsus marinus ATCC 50983 is the source of this 477-nucleotide messenger RNA. Its product is annotated as chaperone, putative. Gene Ontology annotation, biological process: protein folding. The transcript is spliced from 3 exons. Lineage: Eukaryota; Perkinsozoa; Perkinsida; Perkinsidae. Gene Ontology annotation, cellular component: chaperonin-containing T-complex. Gene Ontology annotation, molecular function: ATP-dependent protein folding chaperone; ATP binding. The coding region runs from base 1 to 477 and encodes 158 amino acids. The record is from RefSeq and is a predicted model, not a curated record.